AUGACGGGUGGAGACACUGGUCUGGCGGACGCUCAGUGGCUGGAGGUUGCGGGGGCUAAGCCAUAUUCGUUGUCCGGCAACUUGACGAUCAAAACAAUCAACACAACACCCACCGCCAUGUCCAAAGAACCAUGGCUAGCCGAACUUCCAGACGAAGACUGGGUUUCUCAACCGUCGUCGCCGUGCCCGUUGCCGCAUUCGCCGUCUCUUCCCUCGAGCCCGAGUCAGCAAUCGGCGCGCAAGUGCAUCGGCUGUUCGCACCGCAGCCGAAUGCCUAAGCCAGAACCAGUAUCACCGAGUGUCAGAGGGAAGAACACCCCACGGGGUGCGAGACAGGGGCAAACAAGACGUGGCGGAAGUACAACUCCGACCAGUGUGCGAGCAUCGUCAUCACCACGACAGUCUCCGUCGACGCGGUCGCCUCGAGUCUCGAAUAACGCGCCGCCCAAGUCUUCCAAUACAAAACAAAUAACACCCGGUCGAAAAAAGCCCGCAUCCACACCUCUGAAGACCAUGGUCUCUGCAAAAUCGAGUACACUGAAAUCCAACGUCACGGACGGACAGGGAACAGUUCAGGUGCGGUCUGGUAAAGACGAUUCCCGGGGAACCCCCGAGUGGAAACGACGCCUCAUCCAGGGGGGGAUGGGUCCCGAUGAACAAUGCGACCUGUUUGCUCCAAUGGGGCUCGAGAGUAUGUUCAAAGGCCCCGCGUCGGGCGGUGAACCUGAAGACCGACGCGGUCAAACAAACGGCGCACAAACAAACCAACCCGUCGACGCAUCACGACGACAGUCAAACCCAGCACAAGACGGUCGGGCAAAGCCAAAUAGUCGACUGCGACAGCGUAGCCUAAACACCCGCUCUAUGUCCUCGAAACGCUCUAAACUCGGCUUGGACGGUGUCUCUGAUAUGGAAGGCCGGUCGCGAACGGCCAGCGGAGAGGAGGAUCGUCGCAAUGAAGGUAUAACACCCAUCUUUCUAUCAAGCAGCAACACAGUGGAUCGCCGCACUGGCUCGGGAGUUUUGCAGUCAGCACUGAAACAGCUCAAUCACAUUGCAGAUACCUCGAAAGAGAGCCGGACUGGGAGCAUCAAGCAGCAGCACAAGGGCACCAACGAAGCCGGCGAGCUGCUCAACUUCAGCAGUCCAUACUUCCCCGAGGACCUGUCGACGGGGACGCAAGAAGAGGCCCAGACAAAGCCGUUCGUGAGCUUUCGCCGCGGCGGUUACUCCGACGACGGCUCCUUCCGUAUGCGCCAACUGAGCCCGUCGUCCUUUCCGUCGCAGCUGGACAACUCCGACUUUCGCAGCUCACCGCCCUCGCAGCUGCAAGACGCUGUUCCUGCGGUCACUUUCUCGCCCACCGACGAUGACCCUCGACCAAACACCGGCAACAUGAGCAACAGCCCGCUGAAACUGUUUGGUAACCAUGACACUUUCACCAACAACAAGCUGUUGCGCCGCAUGAGCCAGUUUGAAGAAACUCUCGGCGAUGAGCUGUCCGACGAGGACCAGCCGGCGUCUCCCACACUCGGCACUCGCAAGACACGCGCAAAUCGAAGCCUGCCAAACCUGAGGCGAGGACAAUCAGAGGAUCACUCCCCACGCAAGAUUGCUCGCCCUGUUACUCAGGAUGCGGCAGAUCCCCGCAUGAAUCGGUUUGGCAACGGGCAGCUAGAUGGGUUUGGCUUUGCCGAUGAGAGCGCGCACAGCGGCCGAGUUCCAAAUCUAUCCUUUCAGAGCAGGUACAAUCGAGGAACCCAAUCAAACCGGAGGUCAUAUUCACGAGUUUUGGGAAGAGAUCCUUUACGAAAAGCAAAGAGCUUCGACUCUAUUCCUGAAACCAGACGAUCUUUUAGUUCUCGACAGUACAUAACUUCACGCAGCAAUGAAAACAGUCAAUUGACUCUGCACACACGCCGAAUUCACUCAGGCACCACACAUACGAGCAACUUGCCCCCGAAAGGCUCCACUCCCAAGCGUCGACGGACUCGGGAAAAAACAGACGCUUUAUAUGACGCUGAUGAACUUGCAGAGUCGUUGCUGGAGAUGAACCUGGAAGAAAGGGGGUUCAGGCAUCAAUUGCAGCAAAGCAGCCACUUUUCGCCGGCCACUGGUCACUCCGAACAAGAGAGAAAUCAAUGGGAACGUAGCAAUUCAGAAUCUCCUUUUGAUACCGAUGCUUCUAAAGAAGACCUCGAAAACGAGAACUAUAAGCGCUCUCUAACAACUGACGAUUAUCUCGACCAAGCGACAAAGGUGAUGAACUUUAUCCGUGCAAAAGGCAAAUAUCAAAGCGGGUUGACUAGCGUGGAAGAAUCGGAUAUCACCAGUCAGGACAAUGAAGAAGACACCUUGACAGAAAUAUCUAGUCCGGAGAAUCUUUCCCGCCCCCCAAGUCGUGAUGGGGUGGACAUGCGAAAGUAUCGGGAGCCUAAACAACUUCAUCCACGUGUCGUCAGCCACCUCAAAAAGUUUGCCGACAAGGAGGAUGCAGAACAACUCAUGGAAUCCGUUGUGUCACACCUGGAUAAAGAGUCUCAGUCAGACACAAAAGGGGAAACUAAAUAUGAUGGCGAUAUCCAGAGCAGUCCUCAGAACAUUCGAAUUUUACCGCCACUCAAACGUAAGCAUCCUGAUGAAGAUCAAACCGAUUCGAUACCCAGCACGUCCUCGAAUGCUUCGAAUGCCCGAGGCAAUAUUGCUUCUGACAUGGUAUCGCACCUGAUACCGGAGCAAGUCAAUGGGAUGACCUAUGAUCAGUCAACGAAGUCCUGGGUCCGACAAAAAGAUGCUCGGGCAAUUGAGAGGCCACGAGGGGAUGAAAGCGAGGACGAUCCAUUUGGAAGCAUUCCUGAUCUAAGCGUUCACUCCACAGAGGAAGUUAUGAGGUCUUUUGCUCGCACCAAGGAUGGCCAAAUCACUGAGGGCCUGCGCUCAAGAAUCGAGCUUGACACCACCAAGCUUUCUGCAGGACAGCGACCGACGACUCGUGACGGCCCGGCUUUUAUUCCCGAUUCCAGCUCUGUCCAAUCCAAAACCACGCGGUUCACCUCCAGUGGACCACAACCAGAGACUCGUGCAACAUCUUGGGGGACAGAAGAUAUAACCAUCAACGUCCGCCAACCGUCAAGUCCACAUGCGAAACACACUGUGAAUGAAACCAAGUCCCUUCGGCCGAAAGCAUCAGGCCAAACGAGGUCUGCCACGAUCAGCUUUUCGUCGCCUUUGGUGUCCCAUAUUGUAUACACAGAUGAUGCUAAUGAGACACAAUCAAAUGGGACCACUACUGAGCACUAUGGCGAACGCCGCAACAAUGACUCAUCGACUCCUGGUACUUCUCUGGAUAAUCGUGGAUUUGUACGUCGUCCAAUAUCUCGAAUAGACGAGCAGAAUGAGGAAUCAAUGGAAGAAAUGAGCUUGGUCCGCAGAAUCUCGACAGCACAAGCGUCUUCAACACCACAGUUACACCGUGGCGGGAAUUCUCUAGCACAUCUGCAGUCUGCAGAAGGGGACAGCUACAGUUUCCACCUCAGCCCCCUUGCCGAUUUCACUAUGAAUCAACCGGAUGACCCAGUCAACCUUGAGAUCAGUUACAUCGCUCAACGCACCCAUCCUUCAUCUUUACGUGAAAUACAUGGGACUUUUGAACUUGCUGUGCAGGAUCUUGUGAAGCACAUUACAGACGUGGAACCAAGUGAGCCUUUCUGGGAGGACAUCCGUCGGCUGAACUUGAGAAACAAGGGUCUAAUUACGCUCCACCGUCUGAAUGACUUUUGUCCUCGCCUGGAAGCACUGGAUGUAUCGGAAAAUGAGCUUGGCCAUCUUAUUGGCGCUCCGUACACAAUUCGCGAUCUGCGAGCGUCGCAAAACUGUCUUUCAAAUCUUACUGCAUGGGGGCAUCUAGCCAACCUUCAAUACUUGGAUGUUUCCGGAAACCAAAUUGAGUCUUUGGAUGGGUUUUCCGGGCUUGUCCACCUACGCGAACUGAAAGCAAACAACAACAAGAUUCGCAGCAUUGAUGGUAUAUUGGAUCUGAAUGGUCUCUUGCGCCUGGAUUUGAAGUCCAAUGCCCUCACUUCCAUUGACUUUGAGGGCUCGGAGCUGACUCGUUUGAGUGAAAUUGACCUUAGUGACAAUCAAAUAACAACGAUUCGAAACCUCGAGUAUCUUCCGGCCUUGGAAACUCUUAACAUUAGUGCGAACCAGCUGAAAAAACUUCCAACUGUCGUGCCAAUAAAUACUUUACGAACCUUGAGGGCAUCCAAAAACCGGUUCGAUUCCUUCGAUGCAGCCAUGUUUCCCCAUCUCAAGCUACUUUAUCUUGAUGGCAACUAUUUGAGCACGCUCUCUGGUCUAUCUAAAUGCAGCAGCCUUGAAAUACUGUCCGUGCGAGAACAGUUUGCUGGCACAUCGCAUGACUCAGGAUCACCCUUGGAUAUCGAUAUUGCUCACCUGACCGACAUCCGAAAGCUCUAUCUUUCAUCAAAUAGCUUGUCGGAACGAACGCUGUCGCCAUCUGCUCCUGUAUUGGGCUUGCAAUUGCUUGACAUCGCGUCAUGUGGCCUUCAAGCCAUUCCUUCUCGCUUUGGCAAACUCUUUCCCAACCUUCGCGUUCUCAACUUAAACUUCAAUUCUGUCAGCGAGCUUGAUAAUAUUGCCGGCAUGAGUGGGUUGAGCCGAUUAGCGGUGGCGGGGAAUCGUGUCGGCAGGCUUCGCACGCUCUGCCAGGUCCUAAGCAGAAUUGGCCGAUCGGCGCACCAUAGCGACAGUCCUCUCCGAAACAUCGACCUUCGUGGUAAUCCGCUUACAAUUGGCUUCUACCCUCCCCCCAUCUCGGGCAGUGGAAGAGCUGAUACUCAUUUGAAACUGCUGGAAAUCCGGCGCCAAGAGACUGAGAUGCGCAAAAACCGAAUCGAGCCGGAUCUAGGCUCACUCGCAACAACGCCUGGUGUCGCUGAUGACUUCGCGGCUGUUGGACCGAAGAACGGCGAAAACGCUAUAGAAACGCGGACGGAGAUCGAGAUUGAUGACCCGUAUACUCUCCCUCUCGCUGAUGCCACGGCGGAUCAAAAGCAUCGUUCUCACUUGCACGAGUCGACCAAAAAACGGCGCAUGAUGUUGGAACUGCUGAUGUAUACAACCACCGGUGGCUCCCUGAAAAUGUUGGAUGGACUUGAGUUGAGACCGAUUCUGGAAGACGAAAAAGCCGGGAUUGACAAACUUUGGGCUCAACUGGAACGACUGGGCGUUUUUAAAAAAAAAAAAUUACGGAUGAUGCCGGUAAAAGCAUCGUAUCCACCGGCGCAGACUGAUAGCGAUGCAUGGAUGGUGUAA
Messenger RNA from Talaromyces rugulosus, 5337 nucleotides. RefSeq lists its product as uncharacterized. The transcript is spliced from 4 exons. The record is from RefSeq and is a predicted model, not a curated record. NCBI's taxonomy places the organism in Eukaryota, Fungi, Ascomycota, Eurotiomycetes, Eurotiales, Trichocomaceae. Gene Ontology annotation, molecular function: protein binding. The coding region runs from base 1 to 5337 and encodes 1778 amino acids.